UUAAUGGAAAACGGAAAGUCGAUUGCGUCGUUGUUUUACAGCAGUUCUCCCCGCGGUGCCCAGGGACGCCACUGUCAUGGUUUGUUUCUGUCGGGUUUAAACGCUUUAGGUCUUUUCCUUUUUUACUGUAAAAUUGUAUCGUUACUCGGCCAUGACCGUGGAGCAGAAUGUCCUCCAGCAGCAUUCACAGAAGGUAAGCGUACAGCUCAGCUUUUACGCUGGGAAAAAGUCCGACACAGUGACUUACAGGGGGGAAACAUCAAUUUCAUCAAACAUUUUGGCUCAGAUAUCAACUUCUCCAUUUAAUCACCAGCAGUCACUGCUUAACCAGCUGAAGGAGGUCACCGGUACCACGGACGUCCGUCUCCUGCAGCAGGCGUUACAGUUCUGCAACGGAGAUUUAGCUGGAGCGGCUGCGUUUCUCACGGAGAGCAGUGCCAAGGUCCCGGAGCAGAAUGAGGGCUCUUCCCACCAGACGGCGCAGACUGGAAAUGACAGACACAUCAAUGUGGGCAGCCAGGCAGACAGAAAUGUUAUUGAUCUGACGGGAGAUGACAAAGAUGACCUCCAGAGAGCCAUUGCUCUUAGCCUGGAGGAGUCCAGCAGGGCCUUCAGGGAGACGGGAAUCACAGACGAGGAGCAGGCCAUCAGCAGAGUCCUGGAAGCCAGCAUCGCGGAGAACAAGGCCAACUUGCAGCAGACCGGCGAACCGGUGUGGAGCGACUCACCCAACCCCUAUGAGAGGAAGAGGUGCGAGAACUACCCUGUGGGGCUGAAGAACGUGGGCAACACCUGUUGGUUCAGUGCUGUCAUCCAGUCCCUCUUUCACCUACUGGAGUUCCAGAAGUUGGUGUUGCAGUUUACCCCCCCAGCACGUGCCCAUGACCUGCCCCGUAACCAGAAGGAACACCAGAAUCUACCCUUCAUGCAGGAGCUGAGAAAGCUCUUCUCCCUGAUGGUUGGCUCAAAAAGGAAGUAUGUAGACCCCUCCCACGCCGUGGAGAUCCUGAAAGAGGCCUUCAAAUCCAGCGACUCACAGCAGCAAGACGUGAGUGAGUUCACGCACAAAUUGCUGGACUGGUUGGAAGAUGCCUUCCAGAUGAAAGCAGAGGAACAGAGGGAAGGAGAGCAGCCUAGGAAUCCGAUGGUGGAGCUCUUCUAUGGACGCUUCUUAGCUGUGGGUGUUCAUGAAGGUAAAAAGUUUGAGAACGCCGAGAUGUUUGGGCAGUACCCGCUCCAGGUUAACGGCUUCAGCAGUCUGCAUGAGUGCCUGGAGGCAGCCAUGAACGAAGGCGAGAUCGAGUCCUUACACUCAGAAAACUCUGCCAAGUCUGGACAGGAGCACUGGUUCACCGAACUCCCACCGGUCCUGACUUUGGAGCUCUCCAGGUUUGAGUUCAACCAGGCCCUGGGAAGGCCGGAGAAGAUCCACAACAAACUAGAGUUCCCCCCCUUGCUCUACGUGGACAGGUAUAUGGACAAGAACAAAGAAGUCACAAGAAUGAAGCGUGAGGAGAUCCGGAGGCUCAAAGAGCACCUAACCCUGCUUCAGCAGCGCCUGGAGAGAUAUCUGAGUUACGGUUCAGGCCCCAAGAGGUGUCCUCUGGCGGAUGUCUUGGAGUACACCAUGGAGUUUGCCUUCAGCAAACCCGCGUGCAGUUCCCUCCUGGAAAACGCCGAUGCCAACGGUGCCCCACCUGGUGGAGCAGCCAAGCCAUCGCAGCCAGCUCCAAGUGUGACAGAGCUGGAUCCCGUUGUGGGCUGUGAGGCCCCGGUCAAUGCCCUCCCCUCCCAGCAGAGGGCACCGGUCCACAAGCCCUUCACUCAGUCGCGUCUCCCUCCCGAAGAGCCUGCACACCCCGCACCCCGUCAUAUAUCAGAGGAGGAGCUGAGUGUGUUGGAGAGCUGCCUGCAACGCUGGCGGAAUGAGGUGGAGGGCGACAUUCGUGACUUGCAGAGGAGCAUCGCAAAGAUACAGAGAACCACAGAGCUCAUGUACUCCGAAAAAGCCAUGAUGCAAGUUCCAUACCGGCUGCAUGCGGUGCUGGUCCACGAGGGCCAGGCCAACGCCGGCCACUAUUGGGCAUACAUCUAUAGCUCGCGACAUCGGUGCUGGAUGAAAUACAAUGACGUCUCAGUCACUGAAUCCUCCUGGGAGGAGUUGAUGCGGGAUUCUUUCGGAGGCUACCGCAACACCAGUGCCUACUGCCUGAUGUACAUCAACGACAAGAAGCCCUUCCUAAUAGAAGAGGAUUCUGACGAGGUGACGGAUCAGCCGUUGAUCGGGCUGGACAAGCUACCGGCGGACUUGAGGGCUUAUGUAAAGGAGGACAACCGGCUGUUUGAGGAGGAGCUGCGGCAGUGGGACGCGCUGCAGGAGAAGCGGAAGGCCAGAGCAGUUGUUCCAGCCUCAGUGAUGGGCCCCUCCAGGCCCAGGAAAGUGGAAUCCAGCCCUUCUGCAGCCCCUCAGCAGUACAUGGAACAGCUGUCUUCUCUGUACACCUGCGAGCACCUGAAGACAGACACAGAGAGGGUUAUCUCCCAGGCCGCAGCCGAGCAGGACGACAGCAGCCCAGAGGCCGUGCUGAACGCACUUACUGGUGAAAGCGCGCCCUCAUACCCUCAGCCAGAAGCACUGGCAGAGCUGGCCCUUAAGAUGGUCGCCUCGCUGACCUUUGCUCCUCAGCCUUUGGUCGAGGACUCCACUCCCCAACGUGUGGUUGACUUACCUAAAGUCCCAGUAUCCAUUGAUCAAUUUGAGGUCAAGAGGCGGUGCGGUGCAUUAAUUCCUAUUCCAAAUGUGCUCAGCAAACAAGCAGUCGUCAACUGUCCUAUUCAGGAAGUGGUCACCAGGUCCUUACCUGUUGCUUCUCAGCCAAUGGCCAAGGGGUACACCCCUGCACCCUUUACUACCCAACCUGUGAUAGACAGGCCUGUAAGCCAGCCCUUUACUGAUGAGCUUAUUGCUGUUGGAUCACCUGGCCUACCUCCUGGUGUUCAGCUUAUGGUAGAGAUAUCCGCUGCCCCGACCCCUGAUGUUCAGCUUGUGGUAGAGAUGCCUGCUGUCCCGCCCACUGAUUCUCAAUCAACUAUAGAGGUUUCUGCUGCUCCUUCCUCCGAUUUUCAACCUACAGUAGAGUCAUCCACUCCCUCGCCCUUUGAAUCUCCGCCAAUGAUACCAGUGUCCACUGCCUUGUGCCCUAAUGCUCAACCAACAGUAGAGAUGUCUGCUGUCCCAUCACCUGACCUUCAACCAGCAGUAGAAAUGUCUGCUGUCCCAACCACCAAUGCUCAGCCUGCACCAGAGCUGUCUACUUCCCCACCUCCUGAUGCACAACCUAUAGUAGAGAUGUCCUCUGUUCCGUCCCCUGAUUCUCAACCAAUGGUGAAGGUGCCCACUGUCCCACCCCCUGAUUCUCAACCAAUGGUGGAGGUGCACGCUACUCCGCCCCCUGAGGCUCAACUUACAAUAGGGGUGUCUGCUGCUCCGCCCCCUAAUGCUCAACCAACAGUAGCAGUUUCAGCCCUACCUCCUACUUUGGUGGAUGGAUCCAUUAUCCCGCCCCCUACAAAGGUGACUGGAUUAUGUCACCCACCCCCUGAUUCUGACCCUGUAGUGGAUGGAACCACAGGUCUUCCUGAGCAACGUCGGGUCAAGGUGGCCACCCACCACAAGGGGCCGUGUGUCUCACGAUUGCCAGCGGGCGGGUAUGAUGACGAGGAGAUUCUGACCCCAAGUAUGCAGGGAAUAAUCCUGGCCAUUGGCAGGGCACGGAGCGUGUACGAGAAAUAUGGCCCGGAGGCAGCCUUCUUCAAGGCCAUCAAAGCGGAGUACGCCCGUCUGCUCCAUCUGGCCUGGGAGGUCACCCAACCCGAACAUGACCUUCGGAUACAGUACGUCAUGGUCUACCUCAUCCAGAACCAGGCACCUAAGAAGAUCCUGGAGAGGACUCUUCUCACGCAGUUUACUGACCCCAGCUUGGCCUACGAUGAGCGAUGUAAGAACAUUAUGAAAGUUGCACGUGCAAAGCUAGAUCUUAUAAGGCCGGAUGAAGUAAAUAUGGAACAAUAUGAGAUUUGGCAUCAGGAGUAUAGGAACUUUAGGGAGACCACAAUCUUCCUGAUGAUUGGUCUGGAACUGGUCCAGAAGAGAAGCUAUGUGGAGGCGUUGCCGUACCUGAUCUACUCCUAUCAGCGCAACAAAGCGUUGCUCUCCAAGGGCCCUUACCGAGGGCAUGAUGCGGAGCUGAUUGCCCAUCACAGGAGAGCGUGUCUGCUCAAGCUGAAUGAGCAGGCGGCAGCCCUUUUCGAGUAUGGAGAGGAGCCGGAGGUGAGUGACGGCCUGAACAUCAUGAACCAGCUCGUGGUGCCUGGCCUGCCCCUGCUGCUGACUGACGGGGAUAAGGAGAAGGAUGUGGCCGCCGUGGAGGACAUCAGGAACCGCUGGUGUUCCUACCUGGGCCGGGAGAUGGACCCCAAACUUCAGGAGACCCUGACAGAUUUCCUCCCCAAGCUGCUGGACUGCUCGACAGAGAUGAAGAGCUUCAGCCAGCCGCCCCGGCUGCCCGCCUGGUCCACCCCGGAGCUGUGUGCCCGCUUCAGCCACGUCAUGACCUCGCUGAGGCGGACGCCAGCCGACGGGAGAUGAGCUCCGCGACCCGUCUGGGUUGCUCGCCUGCGCCUGUCUGCAGAAUUCUAUUUUUAAACACGCACUUUUCUUCAACCAGGUCACACUGUCCUGCCCAUUUUUUUUUGUUUGUUUUUGUAUUUUAUUUUUGCUGCUACAGGCUUUAUUAUUGUUAGCAUGAUGCUACUAAGUGCUACGUGAGAGAUGGACACGGACCGUGAUAUAUAUGAAAUUAAAAGGAGACGACUGCAUCCAGCCACGAAAUCACUGCUGAUGCUGUCCGUCAGAACAGCCUCCCCUCCAACCUGCUCCUAAAUUUUGAAUGAAUGAAAGAGAAAAGACUGCAGCCCUGACCCCAUCAGUGUUAAUGUUUUUUUUUUCCCCCUUGUAGGUGGGGUUUGAAUAUUUAUCACCAGGUUUUAUAUCUACUGUGCAACUCUUCAGUCCUGAGGACCACAAUCAAUGAAUUUUAACCACAGUAUCCCCAGAAGCCGAUGACACUUAAAAACCAAACCAAAUAUAUAAAUAAAAUUCUAUUGAUGGCCCUUUUUCAGGCCUAAUAUUUCUGCUGUUCUCUUUCAUCUUAAUCCCUAUCUCUACCCCCCCCCCCCCCCCAAAGGGUUUGCCUAAUGUCUGUGGUUGUAAAGGUUUUGGGGGCGACGGCAAGCGUCAGGUGAUAAGGUGGAAAAUUUGCACAGCCAGGACCCAAGGAUCUUAAUUUCUUAAUUUGUCCACAAAAUGUUUGCUCUUCUCCUUUACCUCAAUAAAGGCUGUGGCCAUUGACUGAAAGUACGGCACAUUAAA
Paramormyrops kingsleyae is the source of this 5431-nucleotide messenger RNA. NCBI's taxonomy places the organism in Eukaryota, Metazoa, Chordata, Actinopteri, Osteoglossiformes, Mormyridae. The record is from RefSeq and is a predicted model, not a curated record.